AUAGUGCCUAAUACAUUAUGAGUGAUCAAUACCAUGAAUAUUGCUCUUAUUGCUCAGAUGAUCCAGGGAUACACAGUCAUUUGUCCCUUACUGAGAAUGGAAUGCCAAUCCUCAAUAUUUUAUUCACAUACAAUGACCAUGCUGUUUUCUUGACAUUACAUCUUAUCUCUUCCAGAUUUAGAAUCAAAGUUCUCUUAAUCUGCUUUCUCACUUUGUACAUUGAUCUCAUUUAUCUACAUUUUCACAAAGGCCUCUCUGUAUACCUGGCCCUAUCUUAAUAAUUGCCUUCAAUCUUAGAGCUCCUCUGCUUUGUCUUAACUGCUCUCAUCUUCUCCAAAGCCCUUCUUCCUCCUCUUUUCCAACCUGUGUGCAUCAUAAACUUUAAGAUCAGAUUGUCUUCUCCAUGCUGUGACCAGCUGCUUUCCUCUGAGAUUAUUUUCUUUGCUUUCUUACACGUUGAAAAUCAUCACUCCAAGUAUGUUUAUUUCCAGCUCCUGCCUGAGCCUCUCUCAGCUCCUCAUAGCUGAAUCCACCAAACCCCAUCACCUGUAACCUCUAUCUUGCCCCAGUGUCUACCGUAGUCCCAGACAGAACUGGGUCAGUGAAAACAAUCAUAUUAGUGCUCCUGCCCCUUAUCUUCUGCUGUUGGGUGGGGGUGCUUCAUACUAGUCUUCUGCCACCUUCAACUCAGAUUAGGCAGCACAUUCCAUAUGCUCACCUCCACUGUGACAGCACAGUCGUGCCCUGACAUUCUGCUCAAAACUUUCCUUGCUGUGGCCCUGAGUAGGGGCUGAAUGUCCCAAUGCUGAUUCCUGCAGUCCCACUGUGGUUGUAGGGUUACAGCUGUUCCCAGCUCCCACAGGACCUCAGAUUGGACAACUCCAUCAUGGCCCUGCAGCUUAUAAGCCCUUUACUGAGAGCUAGUUUGUAGACUCUGAUAAUUAGAGGAUCCCUUUUGCAUUGCUGAUGAAUAUCUGGUUGAUUCCCACUCAUUUCCCAAUAGUGCUGAUAGCCUUACUUUGUUCUUUUCAGGCCUCACCCCUGGAGAUUGGGUCUUUUCCAUGAACUUUACCUCCAAAGGCUAAAGACCUGCUGACUGCUGCAGGCCUUGACUAAGACUGUAAGACCUGCAGGGUCUUACACCCUGUGAGAGAUUCUUGUACCCAGUGAGAGGAUGGGCUUCUCCAAUGGGGAUGCCUUAGUGCUGAUCAUCUGUUUAAAUCUGGGUUAGAGUUUGGAGCAUUUGCAUGGCUAGGAAGCCUGACAUUUUCAAUUAGAUUUGCUAAGCCAUUGCUACUACUUAAAGCUUGGACUCCUGCAUCUAUUGUCCCAUGGAUGUUCCAUUUCCAGCCCUCAACGCUACCUCUGUUUUGGUGUCCUGUCUUGUAAUAGUAACAUGUAGGCCUUCCUGAUGCAUUUGAAGAUAAGUCAUCAAUAUUUUUGUUUUUCAUUUUCAAUGCUUUUGUUUGGUCCCUUUGAAGAAUUCACUUCUAAAUAUCUUUCACUUCUAAUUUACUUUUCCCAUCUCCCCUGCUAUACUUUUCAAAUGUCAGCUUUAUUGAGAUAUAAUUCACAUAUCAUAAAAUUUGCCAGUUUACAGUGUACACUUUUUCUUCUCCUAUUAUUCUUAACAAAGGUAUACAAUAAUUAUAGGACGACCUCAAUUAAAUGAUCGGUGGAUGUGUGAGGCAACCUCAGAUACACACUAAACUUAGCUUGGGAGUCACUGAGUGUUUUUUUAACAGUUGAUGUCUCAUAAAGACAUGGGGAUACUAAUCUUUCCUUCUUAGAAGGGUUAUAAUAAUUAAAUUAUAAUCAGAGAACACACAUCUCUUUAUAGUGAAUUUAUUCAUUCUGAGUGAAGGAGUAAAAGACAAUAUUCUAUUGAUAAAGACACAUUUGACAUUUUUAAUCUAAUAUAAUAUGGAUUAGAAAAAAUACUUAUAUGGGUCAAACCAUACUUUUCAGCUGCCUGUUUCCAUUUUGAGUAGUACUAAUUAUUAUUAUCACAAUUGUAAUCCUACUGGCAAACUGAAAGUGUGGGAAAAUGCUGCCUGCUCGGGUAUUAACACUCAUUUAGGAGGCUGCAGGGACAUUUUGCAACAACAGAUGGUGCUUCCCCAUUGAAAAUAACUUAAGUAAGAGCCAAAUCGUAAUUUUUAUUUUUAAAGAAGUUUUCUUUUUAUAUUGAGUAAUGGGGAGCAUGAUUCUGGUGUUAAAAUAAUUAAAAACCAUUUAGAAUAAUUUUUAAAGUUUCAACAUUUAUUUUAGUUAUGGGGGGAUUCACAAGUAGGUUUGUGACAUAGGAAUACGUCACAAUGCUCAGGUUUGGAGUAUGGAUCCCAUUACCCAGGUAGUGGGCAUAGCACCUGAUAAGUAGUUUUAAAACCCACACCCCUACCUCUACCAUAUAGUAGUCCACUGUGUUUAUUGUUUCAUAUUUAUGUCCAUGUGUGCUUAAUGUUAGCUCCCACUUAGAGUGAAAAAAUGUGGCAUUUGGUUUUCUGUUCCUGCAUUAAUUUGAUCUAGCUCCAUCCAUGUUGCAGCAAAGAAUAUGAUUUCAUUAUUUUUAUGGCUGCAUAAUAUUCAAUGUGUAUAUGGAACACAUUUUUUUAUCCAGUCUACCAUUAAUGGACACCUGGGUUGAUUCCAAAUAUUUACUAUUGUAAAUAAUGCAGCAAUGAACAUAUGAGGGCAUGUGUAGAAGAAUAAUUUGAUUUAUUUUGUGUAUCUCUCUAUAAAACAGAACAUGGGCAAUAGGUUUAAGUUACUGAGAUGACUUUGACUCAACAUAGAGAAGAAUGGUCUAGUAGUGUAAGUCAACUCAGGAGAAAAUGUUGCACCCUAGAUUGUAAAUUGACAUAGAGUCUGGAAAACAGAGUUCACUUUUGUUCAUUGGAGUUUGAUCAUAUUUCUAGUAUGCUUUUAUGUAAAAUGUAAUUGCAUACUUUUUUUAAAGCAGAGUAUUAUCCAUAAUAAAAUACAACUACUUUGAGAGGCUGAGAAGGGCAGAUCACUUGAGCUCAGGAGUUUGAGACCAGCCUGGGCAACAUGGUGAAACCCUGUCUCUACAAAAAAUUAGUUAAGCUUGGUGGUGUAUGCCUGUGGUCUCAGCUACUCAGGAGGCUGAGAUGGGAGGACUGCUUGAAUCCAGGACGUUGAGGCUGCAGCGAGUGUGAUCAUGCCAACUGUAUUCCAGCCUGGGCGAGAGUAAGAUCAUGCCGUAAGGAAAAAUCACAACUACUGUUACUUAAAGGAAGUUUCAAAUUUAUAAUCAAAAGUCAAUGAUUAUAUGUAUUACCAACUGCAUUAAGACUAGAAUGUAAGCUGCAAUAACAGAAGUACUUAUCUAUUUUAUGUUUUGCUUUGUAGAUCACUAUUUUCCAAAAAAGUUUGACUUGUAUUACAUUUUUAAUAAACAUUUCUAAAUAAAUGAAGAAAAGACACUAUUCUACCAUGAAAAACGCAUUUGGCAUUUUUAAUCAUCAUUCAUAAGGGUCAAAACAUAUUUUUCAGCUGCUUGUUUCCAUUCUGAGUAUUACUAUUACAAGAUACUAUCUAAUUUAUUUUUCAUUAAUUUUAAUCUAUUGAAAGGAUAAUCUGUCACUGGUAUUGGAAACUGAGGAAAAUAAAGAACCACUCUUAUUUUCAUGGUAAUUACGUAAGAGAAUAUGUAAAAUUUUCUUUUAUUUUUUACUUCUACAUUUAGUGAUUUUAUGCAAAGCACUCAUUGAAUUAAUACCAAUCUGAGGUUUUGAUAUUUUUUUGCACCUCUGUGUAUUUUUGUAACAACUUUUUAUACAUUAAAUAAUUGAAUAAGACUGGAAAGGUAAUUAUCACUAACUGCACUAUAUAUUAAAACCUUUUGCCUGCUUGUUAUUAUGUCACUCAAACAGUUUAAGGAACUAAGAUAAUCUCUUUGCCUAAUUAUUGUCAAAAAUCAGAGAACUGGAGCUGUCAUAUUGGUCUCAACCAAUGAAGGAACUAAGUUGUUUUAAUUAUCAACAGACCAUAGUUAAAUUUCAGCCAAGGAGUUUGUGUGUGUAGGGGUCAAAAUAUGAAACAAAUUGACAUAGCAUUAAUAGAUGAACCUAACAGAGACCACCAAGUUUCUUUGGAAAAAGUAUGGCCAAAUAUCAAAGCACUUUCACUACUUUACUAACUAAUCAAUGUUUCCAAAUUCUUUUGGUGGAAAAAAAAAAAGCAGAGCAGAAGGAUAUAACUGUGAAGAUGGUGGAAUAUGCAACUGCAAGUGGCAUCAUUUUCACAAUCUAAGGUGCAUAAAAUAUCUAAGGUGUACUUUUGCCCCUGGUAUUGGGCGAACUGACAAUCCUGGACUUACCCAUACAUUCUUUGCACAUCAUAUUAAUCCCGGUGUUCUAUUCUGAAUAAUGUAUGAAUACCUGCAUAAGACAUAUUCUUUGACAAUGUAGAAAUCAGAUGGAUUUCGCAGUAAUAUAUUUUAUUUGGUACCUUGUAAUUGAGUCUUGUGACUGUGUAAUCAAUUAGGCAUAUUGAAAUUGGAACAUGCCAGUUAUUGUACAAGCAUCAGAAAUAAUUUAUUCAUCUGUAGGCUAUCAAAAUAAGGUAUAAAUGUAAAUGAAAGCUUGUUAAAUUUUAUCUAUGCUAUGGUUAUGGUGCUCCAGGGCCAAAUUAAGAUAGUGUCUCCUCCCUGCCAUAAUAUGGUAGCAUAUUACUAAGAAUGUAAUUCAGCUGUCAUAAAAGUCUAAGGUGCUGCAGUAAUUCUUCUUUACGAAGGUUUUAGAGGUCCAAGUUUCUUUCACUUUGCUACUCUGUGAUUCACAGGAUGUUGCCUUGAUCUCUUGAGUUGACUUACACUGCUAGAUCAUUCUUCUCUAUGUUGAGUCAAAGUCAACCCGUAAAGGAUAUAAAGGGCAAUGAACAAAUUGAAAAAUAUUCUUGGAGAGAAGCUUGUGAUAUUGGCAGCUCAAGAAUGGACAGAAAACAUGGAACAUACGUAUUGAAUGUUGAGCACUCUGUAAACCAGCUGCCAAUCCCACGUCCAAAUGACCAAGAGGCUCACAGUUCCAUACGCUGGUGUCCACCUUCAAAUGACAUAACCAGUGAUGUCUCUCCCAACUUAGCUGGGGUCUGUGUGAGCCCAGGAGUCCCUGCACAUUCAAGAUGUCUACAGUCAGAGUCCUGUAACACACAGGUAAAAGAACAUUGCCACAGUGACUGGUCUACGUGGAAAGUCUUCCUGGCUUGUCUCUUAGCUUGCGUGAUAACGACAGCAAUCGGGGUACUCAUAAUAUGCUUGCUGAAUAACAAAGGAAGUGCCAAUUCCUCCAUUGUUAUCCAGCUGUCCACAAACAAUGGAGAAUGUGUGACUGUCAAAUCGGGAGCACCCUCUACUGCUUGUCCACCUACAAUAAACACCACUUCAAGUGUACCUACUGAAACUACGACCUCAACAUCCUAACUGCCACCAAUUCCACAAGAUCUGCAACUACAGCUUCCUCUUAAUAUGUAACUUAGCCACAGCCACCACUUCAACUGAAACUUCAACCUCUACCACUUCAACUCAGCUUGCAGCUGUAACAGCUGCUCCUAUCCCUUCAAGUGCAACCACGGCUGCUGUCCCUGUAACAGGCUCUUUAACUGUUACCCUUUCAACAAAUCAAGUCCUACUUCAACUUCAACUUACUUGACAAUUCAAACAAUCACCGCUUCUACCAUCUCUUUGACUGAAUCAACGACUACAUUCUCUUCAAUUGAAUCCACAACCACUACUGCUUCCACUUAACCUAUAACUACUGUAACUUCUGCUUAGCCUGCAGUAACAAUGCUCAUCACUCUUUUCCAACAAUGUAUAAUCUCCACCUAUUCAUUUUGGGACUAAGCUCUGAUUUUUUUAUCUUGCCCAAAUUCCUUUCUAAUUGGUCUGGAGGAUCAUGCCCUACAAACCAUAAAUUCCCAUCAGAUGGGUUUUAUUUAACCCUGUAUAUUGUGACUUACUUUCCAGUUUGACUCUGGCAUAACAAGGGAAAAAAUAAAAAUGUUUUACCUCAAGAUAUAUAUUCUUGCCAUACCUUGAAAUUGCCCUGCUAAGUCUCUCUUGGGAAAAACUGCACAUUCAAUAGAGAAUACCCUUCCCCCUUUGUUUUCCUUCCUUUCUUUCCACAUCCAGGAGAUAAUCAACAAAAAGUCAGGCAGUCUUUUAGGUCUGUUAAGAAAUAUUUUGCAACCUGCUCUCUCUCUGAAGUCUGAGAUCUGAGAGAUUGCUCUGCACAGUAAAACUUAGUCACAACAAUCCUUUAUCUUAAGCUGAACAUUCCUUUCCAUUGAUCUCAGGUCUUCAGAUAAACUCAACCAACUGUCAGCCAGGACAUAUUUAAAUUUACCUAUAGGUUGGAAACUCCCACUUUGAGUUGUCCCACCUUUCUGAACCAAACCAAUGUAUUUCUUAAAUGAUGUCUCAUGCCUCCCUAAAAAUAUAUAAAACCAAGCUGUACCCCAGCCACCUUGGGCACAAGUUCUCAGAACCUCCUGAGGGCUAUGUUAUGGGCCAUGGUCACUCAUGUUUGGCUCAGAAUAAAUCUCUUAAAAUAUUUUACAAAGUUUACUCUUUAUGUCAACACAUCUGAACCUGCAACCACAAAUGCUACCGUUACCACUUAAAAUGUGAUAGAACUACCAUCAGUCAUCAGAAUGACCUGUUCUACAUUAAGUUAACUUUUAGUUAUCACUUUAGUAAUGUUAGUCUGCAACUACUCCCCACACUGGCCCUUCCCCAAAAUUGAAAUUGUACAAUAUAUGAGUCUAUUUCUGGCUGACAUGACAUUAUUACCUACAUUAAAAUCUUCUGCAAUGCAAAGGGAAUGAAAUGAAAAGUCAGCCUGCAGAAUAGGAGAAAAUAUUUGUAAACUAUAUAUCUAUAUAUUUGUAAACUAUAAGUGGUUAAUAUCUAAAAUAUAUUAGGAACUCACAUAACUCAAUAGCAGAAAAACACACCUGAUUUAAAAAUGGGCAAAAGAUUGAAAUAUACAUUUUUCCAAAGAGGACAUACAAAUGGCCAACAGGUAUAUAAAAAUGUGGUAAACAGCACUAACCAUCAGGGAAAUGCAAGUCAAAACCACAGUGAGAUACCACCUCACAGCUGUUAGUUUGACUAUUACCAAAAAGUAAAGAGAUGGCUGGGUACAGUGGCUCACACCUGUAAUCCCAGCACUUUGGGAGGCUGAGGUGAGCAGAUCAUGAAGUUAAGUGAUUGAGACCAUCUGGGCAACAUGGUGAAACCCUGUGUCUACUAAAAAUACAAAAAUUAGCUGGGCAUGGUGGUGCGUGCCUGUAAUUUCAGCUAUUGGGAGGCUGAGAGGCAAGAGAAUCGCUUGAACCAGGGAGUUGGAGGUUGCAGCGAGCUGAGAUCACACCAUUGAACUUCAGCCUGGUGGCAGAGUGAGACUCUGUCUCAACAACAACAACAGCAAAAAGUAAAGAGAUAAGUGUUAUUAAGGUUGUGGAGAAUGGGACCCUGGUACACUAUUGGUGAGAAUAUGAAUGAUACAGCCAUUAUGGACAGUAGUAUGGAGGUUCCUCAAAAAAUUAAAAAUGCAACUACCAUAUGAUCCAACAAUCCCACUUCUGGGCAUGAAAUCAGUGUUUUGAAGAGAUACCUGCAUUUCCAUGUUCACUUCAGUAUUAUUCACAGUAGUCAAGAUAUGAAACAAAUCUAAGCUUCCAUCAAUGAAUGAAUGGAUAAAGAACAUGUAAUAUAUAUAAUAUUUGUCUAUAUUCACUUUUUAAAAGGCUGAAUAGUAUUCCAUUGUGUGUGUACAUGUAUAUAUACAAACACAAUUUAUCAUAUAUAUGAUACAUAUAUACUAUGUAUGUAUGCCCAGGGGAAUAUUAUUCAGCCUUUAAAAAGAAGGAAAAUUUGACAUCUGCAACAACAUGAAUUAACUUGGAGUGUAUUAUGCUAAGUAACAUAGACCAGGGACAGAAAAACAAAUAUUGCAUCGAGUUAUUAUUAAAACUCUCAGCAAAAUGGGCAUACAAGGGACAUAUUUCAAUAUAAUAAAAGCCAUCUAUGACAAACUCAUAGUCAAUGUAAUAAUGAGGAAAAGUUGAAAGCAUUCCCUCUGACAACUGGAACAAGACAAAGAUGCGCACUCUUACCAGAAGUCCUAGCCAGAGCAAUCAGACAAGAGAAAGAAAUAAAGAGCAUCCAAAUCAGAAAAAAAAAGGUCAAACUGUCCCUGUUUGCUGAUGAUAUGAUCGUUUACCUAGAAAACCCUAAAAACUCCUCCAGAAAGCUCCUAGAACUGAUAAAAGAAUUCAGCAAAGUUUCCGAUACAAAGUAAAUGUACACAAAUCAGUAGCUCUUCUAUACCAACAGUGACCAAGCGGAGAAUCAAAUCAAGACCUCAACUCCUUUUACAAUAGCUGCAAAAAAUUAAAAUACUUAGGAAUAUAGCUAAUCAAGGAGGCGAAAGAACUCUGCAAGGAAAACUACAAAACACCGCUUUUUUUUUUUCUUAAAAUAAUUUCUUUCUCUCAGCCUUAAGGAUGAGUUCCUUCUCCUUCCUCUUGACCUUUCAAACCAUUCUCCCUACAUCAGCUAGAGGGAGCUUUCAAAAUUACAAAUUAUAUUUUGCCACUUGCGUGCUUAAAUGAAUCCUGUGGUUUCAAAUAGCUUUCAAAAUGAGACCCAGUUUGCUCCACGUGGUAUGCCUCCUCCUUCCUUUUCAACUGUCCUUGCUCUUAAGGAGCUCCCAAAAGAUUCAUCAGUCUCUUCACAGGCUGCCAGCUCUUCCUGGAACACUCCCUUGCUCUUUAUGAAGUCUUUAAAAGUCAACUUAGCUGCUGAAUCCUUCAGAAAGCCUUCCCUGUUAUCUCCAAUGGGGUUAGGUGGUUUGGCACCCUCUUGUGAAUGUCCACAGAGGUAAUACAUGCCACACCACAGUGAAAUCACCUGCCUGAGCUCACUGGCUUUUAGCUCUGAAUCCACAACACUCAGCAUACGACUUUACCUGGCACAAAGCCGAUGUCCAUAGGUAUUUGUUAAAUGAAUGAAUAAACAAAUGACUGAUUAUCUUUAAUGAAUCAAGUUUUGCCAACUAACUUGCCUCUGGUGAAAAGCACUAUGUGUCAAAAUGUUAAACAAAAUAAAGACAAAAUGCCAAAGUGUCACAUUAAAACAGAUCUCUUCAUUUGUUCAAUUAGAAAUAUGAACUAGAAAGUGAAACCACGAGGAUAUGUUGGCAUGAUUAUAGAGCCUUUAUCUAGUUCCAGUCAUGGUUGAAUAGAGAAUGUAGAUCACAAGCGGGAUUUCCAGUUCAAAGAAAAACCUGUUUUUUCUAUAGUAAAAAGGUAACUAUGGAACUCACCUAGUAGAACUUAUUUAUGUAAUGUAUACAGUUAAACUUCCCAAGCCGGCCUACUUCCAAUUAGGAAGGGGAUCUUCUUACCCCAUCUUUCUACUUCAUUUUAGAUGAACUGGCUUCUUAACUCAUACUGAUAAUUUUUUUCAAUUUGUUUACUUACCUAUAACUUCUCAAAGAAAUGACAACUUCUCACUUAGUAAAUGUUUAAAAUAUAAACAAAAGGAUAAAAAAUCAUAAAAGGUGACUGUAGUUGUCAGUGAACCUCCAUUUUGCCACAAUUCUGCAAAUCUAUUAAAUGAGAAAAUGGGACUAGAUAAUUUCUCUGAUCUCAUACCUAUUAUGCUUCAAUUAAACAAAAAAAAUUGAUUCAUUCCACAAAUCAAUAGGCUGGAGGCAUGGUUUUAAGUAGGAAGCUGACAAAUAAGGUAGAAGUUUGCUUUCUUUUUUCCUUUUCAGUAGGAAGUAGGACACCGUUACUCAAACAAUGUUUUGGAGCUAAGAAAAACUGUACCUGAGUUGGGAGGAAAAACACGGCACUGGAAGUGGUUUUGGCAGUUGCCAGAAGAGUUUCUAAUAAUUUAACCAAGUGGUUUCAACUUUAGCCAAAACAAAUGAUUCAUCUUUUUCUCUUUGGAAAUUGUAAUAUGUCAACAGUAACACUAGUGUGUGGAUGGAAGAAAUUUUAUACAGAUUACAGCAUCAUUUUCUAGUGAGGAAGACUCAUAAGAAAGAAAUUAGAGACCGGGCGCGGUGGCUCAAGCCUGUAAUCCCAGCACUUUGGGAGGCCGAGGCGGGUGGAUCACGAGGUCAACAGAUCGAGACCAUCCUGGUCAACAUGGUGAAACCCCGUCUCUACUAAAAAUACAAAAAAAAAAUUAGCUGGGCAUGGUGGCGCGUGCCUGUAAUCCCAGCUACUCAGGAGGCUGAGGCAGAAGAAUUGCCUGAACCCAGGAGAUGAAGGUUGCGGUGAGCCGAGAUUGCGCCAUUGCACUCCAGCCUGGGUAACAGGAGCGAAACUCAGUCUCAAAAAAAAAAAAGACAGAAAUUAGAUAAUUUUCAGUCAAAUGGUGGCAUGGACAAUAUUAUUGUUUUACAUAAAAAUAUAUACUCCAAAAGGCAUAGCCUACAAUGGGAAAUCAUAAUUACUGAAUUGAAUUCACUCCUGGAUAGAUGUAUCAUAGUUAACUUAGUGUUAAGUCCAAUAUUUCUUAAAAUCUGCAACUAUAAAAAACAUUAACAAAGUAACAAA
Messenger RNA from Callithrix jacchus (white-tufted-ear marmoset), 10596 nucleotides. Its product is annotated as dynactin-associated protein. Gene Ontology annotation, cellular component: plasma membrane; Golgi apparatus. Lineage: Eukaryota; Metazoa; Chordata; Mammalia; Primates; Cebidae. The record is from RefSeq and is a predicted model, not a curated record. Gene Ontology annotation, biological process: activation of protein kinase B activity.